Molecule: messenger RNA, 4530 nt
Organism: Microstroma glucosiphilum
Lineage: Eukaryota; Fungi; Basidiomycota; Exobasidiomycetes; Microstromatales; Microstromataceae
Product: NUC173-domain-containing protein
Exons: 2
Coding region: 81-4451 (1456 amino acids)
Source: RefSeq, a predicted model, not a curated record
CGCUGCUCGCAUCACUUCCAGCAUACCACAUAACCCCCCGCAUACAUCCUCAUUCCCAGCCUCGUCUCUGAUAGGAUAAGAUGGCUACUGCGUCUGCGUCUUCUUCGGCGCUGCCUGCACCGCCGCCAGACGCAAUGGUAGGAGCCCUGUCCAAGCUUCGCACCCUCCUCAACUCCAAGCUGGAGAACCAAAAGACCCCCGCACAGCUCCUCGUCGCAGUGGAGCAGAGUCUGGACGAGUCUCAACAGGGAGGUAGCGAGGGGGUGACAAAAGAGAGGUCAGCGGGAGAGUACUACCUUGCGUUGGAGUCGAUGCUGGAAAAGGCAAUGGCAAAGGGGUCGCCUGCCUCGCUCCUCCCCUCGACGUUCUACAUUCUCGCCAUUGUCGCCCCAUAUGUCUCUGCGGGCAUCCUGCGAGCUCGCCUCUCCACCAUACUGCCCGCACUGCUCUUUGUGCUUUCCAACCCCCACCCACCCAGCACCUCGGUUGCAGAAUCUCACUCUGCCCUCUUGCGCUCUGCCAUGUCCAUCUUUCUAGCCGUCCUCACCCCUCUUGCCAAGGACAAGGCCGUCUUCCAAGCUGAACCUCAGCUCAGGGCCUGCUGGGACGCCACGCUCAACCUCUGCGCAGACAGCCGGCCAAAGGUUCGCCGGAGAGCUCAGGAGAUUAUCACGAAGCUGCUCAGUGGUGGAGACGAGGAGGACGAGGUGGGCAUCUACUCUAGCGAAAACCCACACCCGUAUGCUGCUAGGACCGCCGAGUGGAACAUUCGCACUCUGGCUUCCGUCUCUCAAGCAGGAGGAGUGGUGCCAAAGGCAAAGCCGACUGGCAAGAAGGGAGCUGAGAAGGCUGCCCCGCCGUCAAAGUACGACGUCAAGAAGGGAAGAGCUCAAGGAGCGCCAGAAGCCGCAAAGCAAAGACAAGCCGAUGCAGCUGGAGGUGCCAGCAUUGGUAUCUGGGUCUGUGGCUUCUUAAAGGGCGUCGUUGGCAAGCUGCCAGAAAAGUACAUUCCGCAAAUUUGCGAGGAUCUUUUGCACCUGCCUGCCCUGCAACAUCCCUUCCUCACUGUAUCCACCUUUGAAGUCUUUGAAGCUCUUUACCGGCCAGCUCGUCUUGUCAGCGGCCCUACCUCGGGUACAGCGGGCUCAGGUGCUGCCCUGGCUGCAGCCAUGAGCGGAUCUGCCUCGUUAGCAAGCAACCUCAAGGAAGCUCCGACGUCGCUCGUACGGACGCUAGAGGCCAUCAACUCGGAAGCUUUGCGCCCAGCAACCACCGACGUCCAACUCCUUCCGCCUUAUCUUCGAGCACUCGAGGGCGCAGUCGUGUCGUAUGCACGGUAUGACGGAGGACAAGCAGCCUGGGCUCUGUUCCCCGCGCUUUGGACACAAGUCGUGGAUCUCAGUCUCAAUGCCAAGAGCGAUGCCAGCAGGACCUCCGUCGGCGUCCGUACGGCAGGUCGCGAAGCGCUCAGCUCCUUUAUCCGCUACUGCAUCCCCGAGACGGCCAUCAAGGAGGCUCUUGCGGGUCAAUCUUCUAGCCCUGCUCUGGGCAGUAUCAUCGAGUCAAUCGAGUCUGCUCUGGGUCGCCACGCACUGCGCUUCACCCACUCUCGCGGAGAUGUCCUUCAAAUUCUGGCAGUGCUCGUAACGAGGCUGCGGGUCAGGCUUGCUGCUGAUGGCUCAUCGGCAGCUGCAGAGCUCCUCAUGCCGCUCAUUAGAACCGUUGCAGACUUGCGACAGACGCCCAAGUUUGAGCAUCGCGAGCAAGCUGAUCUAGUUCUGGGAGCCGCAACGGAAGUCUGCGGACCGGAAGUACUUCUCAAGGAGCUCCCCCUCGGACUAUUGGGCGAGGAUGGACCUGGCAAAGAGGGUCGAGCUUGGUUGCUGCCUCUGAUGCGGGGCCGUAUCACGAACACCAAGCUCUCUCACUUUGUCAACGAGAUUGUACCCCUCUCCGAGAAGCUCUUCAAUGCUCGCGCGGCAGCGGAGAACAGCAAAGGGCGAGCAGUAGAGGCCAAGAUGUACGAGGCGCUGAUCGAUCAACUGUGGGCCCUCUUCCCCGGAUACUGCGAUUUGCCAGUGGACCUCACUGGUGCUCUGAGCCAGAAGUUCGCCGAGCUCCUCACCAAUGUCCUCUACACGCAGCAGUCCCUCCGACCGAGUGUUCUCCGCGGUCUCACUCUCCUCGUCGAGCGCAACGAAGCCCUAUCCCGCAGCGGCGCUCCGGACGAAGUGCUGAAGCUCACUUUUGGUCUUACGCAAGCGCAAGGAAAGGCUCACCUGGACCACCUCAUCAGCUUGGCUCCCGCCUUCCUCUCCGUCUUCUCGAACCUCCUCACGCAAUCGCCUUCCUCUUCUCGCGGCUACAUUUCGGAAGUCAUUGGGGCUUACCUGCGCAUCCUGCCCGCCAACGGGGUCAAUGAGACCUUCACCAAGAUUCGCGGCAUGCUGCAGACGUCGCUCACUGAGCUCGUCCCUCAACGCGAUCGGGAAGUGGGACCACAUGCUGUCCCGCCCGUGGCACAUAGUAUGCUGGAUCUGCUCAUCACUCUCGUGCCUUUCCUCGGCGUAGAGGACGGCAAGUCUCUCCUCGAAUUGUGUGAGAGCAACGAGCUUCUACGGAACGAAGAUGCUGGAGUGCAAAAGAAGACCUACCGUGUGCUUUCGCGCUUGCUCGAUGGUCACAAGGGCGAGGCUCUCCUCCGGUCAGGCAAAGGAACGGCUGUCAAUGUCUCUUCUCUGCUCACGAAUGUGCGAAAGGCGACCGUGGACGUGGUUCAAGGAGCGAAGCGAGACCGACUCAACCUCCUCGCUGCCAUGGUCCCUCGCAUUCCCUCUACCGAGCUCCACCUCUUACCUUCGAUCAUCCCUGAAGCAGUCUUGGCUACCAAGGAAACCAACCAGGGCUCGCGAGAGACGGCGUACGACCUGCUGGUGCAGAUGGGUGAGAAGAUGGACGGAGGUGGCAAGAUUAAGAGGGGUUUCGUCAAUGCCGAUGCGCAGGACGACAAGGAGGGCGGUGAGGGAGAGGGCGACGACGACACGUCCAUCAAGGACGACUCAGAGGUGGCUGCCACGCUGACUGAGUACCUCACCAUGGUGGGCGCUGGACUGGCGGGAGGAUCCCCACACAUGAUCUCUGCCUCGAUCACGGCCUUCUCCCGUCUCAUCUACGAGUUCAAGGAUCAAGUCCCACGCGACGUCGUCGACGAAGUCAUUUCCACCAUUGAAGUCUUCCUCAGCAGUCCCAAUCGGGAGAUUGUCAAGAGUGUCCUGGGCUUCGUCAAGGUCGCCAUUGUCUCCCUGGAGUUUGAUCUCGUCAAUGCUCACCUCCCCGCCAUGGUCCCCGCCAUGCUCAAGUGGUCUCCAGAGCACCGUGCCCACUUCAAGGCGAAAGUAAGGCACAUCUUUGAACGAUUGAUGAGGCGCUUUGGUUAUGAGCGUAUUCUCGAGCUCACAGACGAGGAGAAUCGCAAGUUGGUCAACAACAUCAAGAAGCGCAAGGAGAGGGCCAAGAGGAAGAAGGCUAGCAGGGAGGGAGAAGAAGACGGUGGCGCGGAGGCGGAUGGAGAGGAUGCCGUCGCUACUGGUAUUGGAGCUCGAGCACCCAAGAAGCUCGGCAUGGACGCCUUUGAAGAAGCCCUCUACGGAAGUGAGAGCGAGAUCUCAGACAGCGACAGCGAUGACGAUGGAGCUGGUGGUGGCGUGGGCAACGUUGCUGCCAGUCUCGCUCGCAAGGCAGCUGGUGCGCGAGGAGCGGGAGGCAAGCCCUCCCAAUCUCGUGACAGCAAGCCUGCACGUCGUCGUCGUGGCGAUGCAGAGGACACCUAUCUCCUCGAAGACGACGAUGAGCCCAUGGAUCUGCUGGACCGCUCUGCUUCUGCUGCAGGAAGGAUUGUCACUGGCCGUGGAGGUGCACCACCUAACGGAAAGGGAGCUGAGAGGAAGCGUCGCCCGGGUCAAGAGGCUGGCAAGUUCUCCCUAGACGAAGAGACUGGCAGGAUGGUCAUCGACGACGGCGAGCGUGGGCGUGGUGAUGCUGACGAUGGUGCCGCUCAGGACCUCGGCGACUUUGGUGCUGCAGGAGCCUACAUCGAAGGCGGUCAGGGCGUCGGUGGGCACACGCAUUCUGGCCGCGGUGGAGCAGUCAAGUUCAACAAGAACAACAAGCGCACUCGUCAGCAAGACCUCGAGAUGGAAGAGGCACUCGUUGCACAGGAAGCUGCUACCGCUGCCGGUGCUGGAAAGAAGGAGAAGCGACCUCGCGUCGAGAGGGAGAAGAUUGGGCGGGACUUCAGAGCCAAGAAGGCUCAGGGCGAUGUCAAGAAGGAUGGACAGGACCCAUUCGCCUAUGUACCUCUCUCGCAGAUUGGUGGGAAGAAGGCAAAGAAGGGUGGAAGAGGUGGAGCGCCAGCGCUUGAUAUCACUGGCAAAGGUGGAAAGAGGAGGUGAUGCAAUGGGAGGAGCAGAUGGACACGAAGCAGACGAUCAGUUCACUACAAUUUCAAUCUCAUCAAAAUUAUCAUUUGCU